Molecule: messenger RNA, 2212 nt
Organism: Drosophila grimshawi
Lineage: Eukaryota; Metazoa; Arthropoda; Insecta; Diptera; Drosophilidae
Gene: Snap25
Product: synaptosomal-associated protein 25
Exons: 8
Coding region: 161-802 (213 amino acids)
Biological process (GO): exocytosis; synaptic vesicle priming; synaptic vesicle fusion to presynaptic active zone membrane
Cellular component (GO): plasma membrane; SNARE complex
Molecular function (GO): syntaxin binding; SNAP receptor activity
Source: RefSeq, a predicted model, not a curated record
CAGAAGUGAAGCAAAACUAGGUGGUUUAUUAUCAGUGCGCGAGACAAAAAAUUUAGAAAAUUAUUCGGUCAAUAUUACACUCUUGUUUAAGGAGAAACUAACGGAUAAGUGAAAAUUUUACUUAACUCUAUUGUGAAAACAACAAAAACAGCAAGCCAAAAUGCCAGAGGAACCUACUGAAGAAGCACCUGGUCCCCAGGUUCCGAAGACGGAACUGGAGGAGUUGCAGAUAAAAGCACAGGGGACAGCAGAUGAGUCGUUGGAAAGCACUCGGCGCAUGCUUGCUCUCUGUGAAGAGAGCAAGGAGGCAGGAAUACGUACACUUGUAGCCCUUGAUGAUCAAGGAGAGCAACUUGACCGAAUUGAAGAAGGAAUGGAUCAAAUUAACGCAGAUAUGAGAGAAGCUGAAAAAAACUUAAGUGGAAUGGAAAAAUGUUGCGGAAUUUGUGUACUACCCUGCAAUAAGAGCCAAUCAUUUAAAGAGGACGAUGGCACAUGGAAAGGCAAUGAUGAUGGGAAAGUUGUGAACAAUCAACCACAAAGGGUUAUGGAUGAUAGAAAUGGAAUGAUGGCCCAAGCUGGAUAUAUUGGCAGAAUUACAAAUGAUGCAAGAGAGGAUGAAAUGGAAGAAAAUAUGGGUCAAGUUAAUACCAUGAUAGGUAAUCUUCGAAAUAUGGCAUUGGAUAUGGGAUCAGAGCUGGAAAAUCAAAAUCGUCAAAUAGACCGAAUUAAUCGCAAGGGCGAGUCAAAUGAAGCAAGAAUAGCAGUAGCAAAUCAAAGAGCCCACCAGCUUUUGAAAUAAAGCGAUCUAAAGACGAUAACAUGUACAUACAAAAAUUUGCAAUUGAAGCGUAUUUCGGGUUUUUCAUAAAUGUAAUAGUUUCGUGUAAUUGUUUAGUGCUCCAACAGUUGUAAAUAUGAACUAUUUAAUUAUGUACAUACAUACAUUUGUUUUUAUAAUACCGAGAUCCUGCCGUGUUUGGCAAGCUUUAAGUAUCAUCAAGCAUACGAAUUGUAUGUCUGAGUGUAUGUACAUUUGCCAACUCAAAUGCUCACACUUUGAUCAUUCAACCACAAAAUGUACAUACAUUCAUACAUACAUGCACACACAUAAUCAUAAUGAACUUACAUACACAUGCACAUACACAUACACAACACACAAACAAUUGUUUAGUCAGACAAAAUCAAAAUGAAGCAAUCUGCUGUUCCCUCUCCAAAAUUGAAAGUUUAACUUUAACCUGUCUGUUUGAGCAACGUAGCUAAAUGCUGUAUGUAAACUUUACAUUGUAAAGUGUAUAAUUUUUCAUUUAUUUUCUUCCUCUUGCUUUAGAACAGUCCUGAGUACAAUGUGAAGCAUAAAUCUUCAUUGAACAUUUUAACGAUUACACAGCUCAGUAUGUGUUACGAACAAUAUAAAAAAAAACCAAAGAGGCAGAGAAUUCAACUUACACGCGAAAAUGCCAAAGGAUUCAGUUGAAAUGCCUAUAUAUUUGUGAUAAUAGCGCAUCCAUACCAUACGAAUAUUAGCAACGUCGCAUUUGUUAAGUAGUUUUUCGUUUAUUACUGUCAAAAUACUGAACUUGUCCAUUACAACCGUUUCGAAUGUUAUUAUCUCUGAACGCUAACGUUUAUAUCUCUUCGAAUCUGCAAAGUUCUAAAAAUUUUUGGGAGCUGUUACUGAUCUCAAGCAGGCUAGAAUUUCAUAUAUAUGUACAUACAUAGUACAUGCACACAUGCACAUACAUACAUAUAUAUGAAGUGCUCAAAUCUAGAAUAUAGAUUGAAUAUUAAUAUUUUAAUAAAUACAAUAAUCGUUUUUUUAGUCAAAUUUAUUAAUAUUGUGAGUAACAAAUACAAAAAGUCAAGUUCGUACGUUAAACGAAAAAAAGCUAACAUAGAAACUUACAUACAUAUGUGGAUGUGUUUAACUAACGAUGCAAAAAGGCUGUAAGGGAAUGAAUGGAGGAUUGUUAAUUUCUGUAGUAAACAUAAUUCACAUUUAUCCUAUUUAAUAUUUAUGUAGCUUAUUUUUUAAUCAAUUUAAUGUAUAAAUCACGUCUUAAUUUGUAAUGCGUUCACGAUGAUAUUUGUAACAUUUUUUGCUCACUCAAAAGUGUUACUAAAAUCAUCAAACGUAUUAUUGGAUCUGUAUGUCUUCUAUAUAAAUAUAUUUAAUUAACUAAAUUAAAAUAAAUUAUCGUUCUAUCAAAAA